AUGAGUGCUUCUAGAGGUUCCAGUAACAUCCGUCUGAAAGUCGGUAUUUUCAUCUUUACACUAAUCAAGCUUACUGACUGUGACUUCGUGACAGAAACUCCUAAAUACGUCUACCAUAGAGACAAGCCUUACGUGAAUAAUGAAAUUCCAGAACCAGAAAUAUUGCCAGUUCUACAUGGAAAUGAUUCCAGAUGUCGGAUAUCAGAAUAUCAUUGUGCAAAUAAAAAAUGCAUACCUAUAAAUAGAUUUUGCGAUAGUACGAACGACUGUGGCGAUUCCUCCGAUGAACCAAGACAUUGCACACGUUGCAACAGAACAUACUACGGGGAUAUCGGUCGGACAUAUGAACUAGAACUCCAUAGACCUCGUGAAGAUUUGGUUCCAUAUGUAUGCCUCUUGACCAUCACUGCUGCUGGUGGUGUUCAUGGUGAUUUAGUACAGGUGUUGUUUGAUAGUUUUACACUUGGCCGCUUCACAUCAUUCACUGAAGAUGGCUGUCCUGAUGGUUACAUGCAAAUACAAGAGGCCAGUAGACCGCAAGUUGGAGGCUCAUGGUGUGGAACUUCUUGGGGGCCCUCCAUAUAUUACAGCGAGACGAAAUCUAUUACAUUAAUUAUUAGAUUACUACAUUUGUCAAAGGAGCAGAAUAACUAUAAUUUUGAUUUUCGUAUGGCGUAUAAAGUUUUAAGAAAAGAAUAUGCUACGGUACGAUACGGAGGAUCUCCUCCAUCAGAGAGGCCAUUUUUCAAACUAAGACCCUUGCCUCCUCCCUUAAACAUAUCACGUAACGAAGAAAUGAACGUUGGAAAGCCGACAAAGACAUCUGAGUAUUACCUUGGAGAUUUGAUAUCUGGAACUUAUUGCUCGCGUAUAUUCAGUGACUGCGAUCGUAAAAACUGUAGGUUACAAUCCCCCAACUACCCUGGAGUUUACCCAAGAAAUUUAACUUGUUACUAUGCAGUACGACAACAUGAGGUACCUCAAGGGAAACACGCACUGAUAAUAGUGAAACAGCCAAAUGGACAGCUUGUGUCUAUUAGAAGUGAAAAAGCUUUAUAUGCGUCGGCAGAACAGGAAAGAGGGAACAAUGGUCGAGAACUUAAAUUUUGGCAAGAGUGUGACGAAGUCCAAGAUUACGUAACUGUUUAUGAUGGCUAUACGACAAGAGAUCCUGUUAUUUUAAGGUUUUGUGGGGGAGGGGUGGCAGUCCCUGAAGCAAUAUCCAGUGGUCCCGAAUUGCUUGUAGAAUUUACGACUUCACCUUUUGGAACGUUCUUGCAACCGGCAAUGUUACAAUCGCUUCAUGGAUUCCAGUUAGAAGUUGAGGUAAAGUUUGUAGAUCAACAAUCACCUACUUACGCGAAAAACAAAAGAGCCUGCGAAUUUUGGAUAAGAGGGACAGGAAGAGGUGUCUUAGAACAUCCACAACAUUCGCUCCCUCCCAAUACAACUUGUCUUUACCAUAUGCAAGGAAUUGAUACAUCCGGACCGUCAGGAAGGAACAUAAUUUACAGAAGACCGUCGUUUUCAGCACCAAGAUUCCGAGUAUGGUUCUCUGUGUUAAAAUUCUAUGUAACAAAUGCGUUAAAUCCAAAUUUGCCUGAGGAUGAGUACUGCGGAAGCCAUUUGAAUAUAUGGGAUGGCCCGAUGCGGAUAUCACCCGGUUGCAGUGAUAUUUUCUGUGACAGAGAACGCUCAGUGCAAAUGUCAAGAGCUACAUCUCCCCAGUCAGUUAUUGUUGGACGUCCUCCAACAAAUGCUACUUUAAUCGCAAGAUUUUGCCGUGAGCGGGCCCCUCGUACCUGCGAACAUGCUUUAUUACGAAAAUCCAGAGCUUGUACUCGUACGGAGAGCUUUCUCUCUAAAGGGGACUCUUUAACGCUGGAACUAAAGUUGACUCAAGGGACCGCUCUGAAACCCGUUUUCUUUAAAGCUUUGUACGAAUUUGUGGACUUGCAUCAAGAUGGUGAACCUUGGGGUAGGGGUCCAUGUUCGCGUCGUUUUGCAUCCCGUUCAUUUCCAGAGGCACCGCCUGAUCCACCUGUUAGUUUUUCAUCUCCGAGGGAUGUAUUUUUAUAUGGGAGAGGUGGAAAACGAAAUAUUAGUUGUACUUACCGAUUCGAAGCAAAUCCUGGGGAAGUAAUACGCCUCCGCUUAUGGGGUAUACGAAAUGGAGGACGAUUGUGUAGAUCAGUGCAUUCCGCUCAUUCCCCGUGGUUUCGAUGUGGAGGUGAUCCAACUGCUGCAUUAAGAAUUUUCGAGAGGCCUUGGAGAGAUAAUGGUCCGGGGAUACCAAGAGAUUGCUUAUGCAGUGACGUGGGUGAUUAUGAAUUUACUUCAAGAGCAACGGUAGCCGACUUGAAAUUUGAUGUCAUUAACAUGACGGCAACAGACGACUUCCGGUCAUUUGGUUUCGAAGCCACUGUGGAGUUUGUGAGGCAAGAAAUUGCAUGUGAAAAUAGUCAUAAAGUUUUCGGUGCCAGUGGAGAACUGAAACUAUCUACGUCACUAACCUCUGAAAUGGAUCACUGUGACCGCCGUCCGUGGAUGAUUGAUCCUUCACCUGGCAGAUAUCUUUAUCUUCAAAUCAAAGGAAGCAUUAUAAAGGAGCCGGAACUGGAUAAUUUUACUCUACUAAACAAUAUUACAGUUGCACCUGACCUAAGGCACAUGUGUAGGACGCCAAAUCGUAUUGCAGUAUAUGCUGGAGGAUUAUCGCCUGUAUUUAUUUGCCCCGAUCCUCCUGAAGAACCGGUCGAUUUAGUAGAAUUUUUUUCCGAUGGUUGGUCUAAAGAAGUGAACCCGCUUGCGCGCCAUGUGCUUGCACCACCUCCGUCACCCGAUCAGUUCGAUUUAGAUUGGCCCCGUUCCUUGUCCGUUGAACUUAUAGCUGAAGAAAGUGGCUCAUAUUAUAUUACAUGGUUGGAACUUUCGAGAAGGCAACCAAGUGCACGUGGUGGAGUAUAUGCAUUAUCUGGCGAAUGUCAGUAUCGAUGCGCAUCGUUGGACGCAUGUAUUGCCCCAGCGCUGUGGUGCGACGGUAUCGCGCAGUGCCCACAAGGUGAAGACGAACGCCUAGCGGAAUGUUCUGCGUUAUUACGAGUGCCUGCACAUUAUGCUGCAGCGUUACUUGCGCUUACUAUUCUCGCUGUUUUUGCUGUGAUAGCGGCAGCGCGUUCCUGUCGCCGCAGACGUUCUGCUCUGCAGCACCGCCUCAAAAGUCUCUCAUCUGAUACAGCCAUAUUUGACGAGAAGGAAGUGAUUUGCUGA
Parnassius apollo (apollo) is the source of this 3270-nucleotide messenger RNA. NCBI's taxonomy places the organism in Eukaryota, Metazoa, Arthropoda, Insecta, Lepidoptera, Papilionidae. The record is from the annotation of a GenBank genome assembly.